CUAAACACGCGUUUUCAUAUGAUUAACGCAUCACAUAACAUUUGGACUAAUCCAUUCGAUGUUUGUGACGUACCCGCGCUGCAACGCGCGCGAAUGUUAUUGCUAGUUUAUCUUUAAUCAAUAAGAUUAAUUAAACCCCCAACUCCCCAACUGCUCAUUUCCCAUUAACACCAAAUGCUCCGCCCCCUUUGAAAUCCAAACGAAUUCCAGCGAUCAAGCCCUAAUUCACACGCGAUGAGUGAAGGAUUCUACAUUCGAGAGACAUUAGACCAGCGGGAUGUUGAUCAAAUUUAUGAGGUGUAUGAUACCCUUUUCACUGCUCGGUUGCAUCAUGGUGGGAAUUUCACUCAUCGUCCUGGUAGACAGUAUGUUAAUGGUAAGCAUGACUUCAUCAAUCAUCUAGACAGUGACAGGUUCUCUGUACACGAGUUGGAUCUUGCGAUGAUAAUGUUAGGUUAUGAAGAAGGUUCCAUUAUGUUCUAUCAUUUUUUAAUACCAGGAGAGAGUUUAGAUAGUGGUCUUCGUAGCCUUGCUUGUGAUGCUGAUGUGAUAGAACUUUUAAAAUAUGUCCCUGAACAUAGGGUUGUAGAUUUUUACACUGAACAUGGUAAUACAAAUGUUAACUAUAAUAGAUUAGGGGUGCAUAUUGAAGAAAUCAAUGAAGUGGGCCAAUCAAGUGGUGUACAACAGGAAGUUGGGAUGGUUACCAAUUGGUUUAGGGUUCUAAAGUUGGGAUGGCAUGAAGUGGGCCAAUCAAGUGGUGUAUAACAGGAAGUUUUAGCCAUAACAGAUUAUUAUGAAAAGGAUGCAGAUGUAGAUGAUAAGGCUGAUACUAAUGUAGAUGAUAAUGGUGAUAGUAAUGUAGAUGAUAAUGCUGAUGGUAAUGUAGAUGAGGGUGCUAAUGUAGAUGAGGGUGAUGAUGUAGAUGAUACUAAUGUAGAUGAGGGUUUAAAUGAAAAUGAGGGUGAUAAUGUAGAUGAGGGUGAUGAUGUAGAUGAGGGUGAUAAUGUAGAUGAGGGAGAUGAUGAAAAGGAGGGUGAUAAUGUUGAUGAGGGUGCCAGUGAGAGUGACAGUGACUAUCUUGUUGAUAAGGAUAAUAACAUGGAUGAUCCAAAGGUGGAUAUGCAGGAUUAUAAGAUGAAUUUAAAAACUUAGCCAUGUCCAUAAAGAAAACAUAUAAACAUGCACACCACAUCUUCGUACUUGCCAUCCUAAGUUUCUGUUCUUACAUGUACCUCACAAUACUCUAUAGUAGGCUUGGGAUACCUUUGGGAAACUUAUCGGGGCCUUGAAAGCAAGGAAAAGUGAGAAAGAACACGAAAAACGGGUUUCCGACGCCGGACCCGCGUAGACAACAAGAUAAGGCAUCGGCUGCAACAGGGCAUGGCGUCGCCGGUGCCUCCUCUGCAGCUCAAAUGCUGAUUUUGCGUUUUGUUCUUUCUACUCACUAACCGUGUGUCCCGAGGGUUCUAAUACGUGAAAUAAAUCAUUAUUCAAGUUCUCAAUUCAUUCCAUACCUUUUCCAACCCAAUCCACAUGUUCUUUGGUUAAAUCUUUAUACUAAAAGUUUUGACUCGCUUGCCCCUACGUUGAGGUUUCAUCGGAUUGACAUCAAACGACCAUUACAACCAUUCUCAUCCUAGCAAUUCCAUUAUUUGUAGAUCUUUACUUGAUUUCAGUGUUCCAUAUAGAUAACUUUAUCUAAACAAAAUAAGAAGUGAGAUCGAUAUUCACUUACAAUAAGCGUCCGUAUUCGUGAUCACUUCCUCGCCUCCUUUUGAGCCAUUUGCCUUUCGUGCUCGCGUCAUCUUAACAUGAUGU
Messenger RNA from Helianthus annuus (common sunflower), 1821 nucleotides. RefSeq lists its product as uncharacterized. The transcript is spliced from 3 exons. The coding region runs from base 235 to 768 and encodes 177 amino acids. Lineage: Eukaryota; Viridiplantae; Streptophyta; Magnoliopsida; Asterales; Asteraceae. The record is from RefSeq and is a predicted model, not a curated record.